This is a messenger RNA of Colletotrichum truncatum, 1089 nucleotides long. RefSeq lists its product as uncharacterized. The record is from RefSeq and is a predicted model, not a curated record. Lineage: Eukaryota; Fungi; Ascomycota; Sordariomycetes; Glomerellales; Glomerellaceae.
AUGAAGUUUCAGAAGAUUUCCAUCGUUGCGGUCAUCGCCUAUUUGGUCGAGGGUACCUUAGUUGCUGCCCAAGACUCUCUCACAACACUCUCCUCAGCUGUAGAACCUCCUCCCAGGACGGUGAACGGAGAAUACGGAUGCUACACUGACUUUGGGCCGACAUCCCGUGAUGUUCAAACAUUCUCUAGAGUCUACUACAUCACCCAACCCAUCACACGCCCUUACUACAUCCCCGCUCCAACUACCACCAUAACGGUGACGCCGACUGCCCUGCCCCCUUCAAUCCUGCCAGCCACAAAUACAAUUACAUGCAUGACGACUAUCACCACUACCACCCGCAUUACAUCCUUCGUGGAACAAACAGUACAGACUCCCAGCGGAUUUACGCCUCUCGCUUCUGCCAUCUACAGACCGAACGGCGGCUUCCUCAAUGCGGCGAACGCCAAACAGCCUGAGAACAACGCGGCGGAUAUUCAGCAGCAAUCAUUGAAGCUCCGUAUCGAAAGCCAAAAUGCCGUGGUUGCCCAGCCCCAACUAUACCCCCAGCGGGUUGUCUGCGAGCGUGUUGUACACGUCUACACGACGACGACGCAAACAUACACCAUGACCGGAGUUCACACUUCAACUGUGACCGCCCCAGCGCCCACACAUAGCAAUCCAGUGUUCCCGGUGCAGUACACUACCACGAUUACCACGACUACCACUAGCACCAUUACAGACGUGGCUCCCAACCCGACUUACACGGCCUACGAGGCCUGCCAGUCAAAUAACCUCGUCUCGCAGGUGACUAGGGGCCGCCGACCGAUUAUCGAGGCCGAAAACGGUUUCGGUGUCACGCAAGAGCAGCACUUUGAGAGUAGUGCGUACAACUGCUGCGUUGCGUGCCAGAGGGAGAACGAGUGCACGGGAAGUUUGUUCUACGCCAACACCUGCUAUACCUUCAGGGGGUGGCAGGACACUUGCAUGUCUCCGGGAGAGCUGCGCUGGAGUCGCCGGGCUACAUUUGGCGGAUCCUUCACAGCCAGCAACGGAAAAUGUGGCUCAUGGGGGCUUUCGAGGACUCCUCCUUCCACGGAAUCCGACUUUUAG